AUGGUAGAGUUUGCAAUUAACAACUCGGUGCAUGCGUCCACGACACAUACACCGUUUUACGUGAACGGCUUGCGCCAUCCGCGUGUACCCACCCUACUAGAGUGUAACUCUGGUUUAAGGGGGGGAGGGACUCGCGCGAGCAAAAACCGAUUUGGUUCACGCUCAUCACGCUCUGACGAAGAGGUCAUUGCGUUUGAUGCCGAUAUCGAUAACAUCGAUAUCGAAGAAGAUGAUGCCAGUGAGAGUGCGGAAGCCCUCACUGAAGAAAAGAUUGAUGUUGCUGCAAUGCACUCAUAG
This is a messenger RNA of Peronospora matthiolae, 297 nucleotides long. The record is from the annotation of a GenBank genome assembly. NCBI's taxonomy places the organism in Eukaryota, Oomycota, Peronosporomycetes, Peronosporales, Peronosporaceae.